This is a messenger RNA of Plutella xylostella (diamondback moth), 1752 nucleotides long. RefSeq names its product luciferin 4-monooxygenase. The record is from RefSeq and is a predicted model, not a curated record. Gene Ontology annotation, molecular function: CoA-ligase activity. NCBI's taxonomy places the organism in Eukaryota, Metazoa, Arthropoda, Insecta, Lepidoptera, Plutellidae.
UAUUAAGUUUUAGUUAAUUAUUAGAACUUUGGUACGUCGUUGGUGUCGAUAGAGUGAGUGAAAAUGUUAAACGAUCCGCUUUACAUAAAAAGUGAUGAACAGUCCCUUAUCCCUGCACAUUGUCAUUUUGGAAAACAUAUGCUAGAUAACCUCCGAAAACACAGCGGCAGUGAUAAAAUAGCUUUGAUAGAGACGGAAACCGGCCAAAAGUUAACUUACAAAGAACUGACGCAGUAUGCAGUAGACCUGUCUUACGCUCUGUACGACCAGGGUGUCAGGAAAGGGGACGUGGUGGCCCUUGGGUCAGAGAGACGGAAUGAGUUCCUGCCGACACUGCUGGCUGUCAUCAUGGCUGGAGCCACCUUCACAUCCGUCGAUUAUGACGGAGGUUUAGAUAUUAUACUACCCAGGCUAAAUCAAAUCAAACCAAAGUAUUUCAUAUUCAGUGAAUUAUUCUGGAACAAGUAUGGCGAUGCAAUUAAAUCAUUGAAUUCUGUUGAGACUUGGAUAACAUUGGAUGAUGGCCCGGACUCGGCCAUUCCUGUAGCUCGCUUGAUGGCCACUACUGUAGACUUUCAGUUAUUUGAACCAGCUCCAGUGAAUGGCCAGAGUGAUGUGGCCAUAUCCUUCUACAGUUCUGGAACCACUGGCACGAGCAAAAUUAUUUCACAUACCCAUGUCACAUUGCUGCAACAUGUACAAAAGGAUGGUUUGAUGGAAGAUAAUUUCAAGGUGAUAUACUGUGACUCCGAGUGGUACCACUCGUAUGACAGUAUCUUCGCCCUGGCGGUUCUGAGGCGCGGGCGGACUCUGGUGCACCACCCGUAUGUAACGCCAGAUACCCUCAAAUACCACAUUCAACAUUAUAAGGUAAACCUGAUGGUGACGGUACCAGCCGUAUUGAAUGUUCUGUCGCAAGUGGACGAGGACGACGCGUUUGAGUCACUACAAGCUGUUUUGUGUGCUGGCAGUAGCUUGAAUGGAAACUUAUUAGAGCUUUUAAUGAAAAGAAAUCCAAAGGUGCAGUUCUUACAAGGUUACGGUAUGUCGGAAGCGGAUUUUAUAACAUGUGAAACACGGAAACCAGGGGCUUCCAAACGGGGAAGCAUUGGCAAGCCAGUGCCUAAUGUUACAUUAAAGAUAGUAGACCCUGAAAGUCGCCGCUUGCUCGGCCCCAACCAGCCUGGUGAGAUGUGGCUCCGGAGCCCGGGGCUAAUGAAGGGAUACUUGAACGUCUCCGAUCCUAUACUCGACGCGGAGGGGUUCUUCAAUACUGGCGAUAUCGGAUACUACGAUGAUGACCACUUCUUCUUCUACAAGAGUAGAGCUAAAGAUAGCCUCAAUUAUGACAGUUUUGAGGUAGCAGUAGUAGACAUAGAGGAGGUGCUACUCCGACACGCGAGGGUGCGCGAGGCGUGCGUGGUGGGCACCCCGGACCCCGUGCUGGGCGACCUGCCCACCGCCUUCGUGGUCACUGAGCCGGGUGCUGACGUCAGUGAGGAGGAACUAGUGAAAUUUGUUGAGGAUAAGGUGGCACAUUACAUGGAGUUGCGCGGCGGAGUGCGGUUCGUGGAUGAGCUGCCAAGGAACCGGCUCGGGAAAGUGUUGCGGCGGACUCUAACGGAAAUACUGGCGAAAGAACAAAAAUAAAUACAUAUUAACAGAUUUACUAUCCAUUACUUUAUCCUUAUUCACUUGAAAAGGUUCUCAAAAUUAGUUAUUAUGCCAAUGUAGUUAUUAUUGACGUUUUAU